CCGAAGCUGCCGGUAGCCUACGUUUGGGGAAUUCCAAGAGACAGCCGAGGUCCCAAAGCGAAACUAUUUGCUGGAGCGACAGUCAUGUCGGAGAGCAUUACAAUUCGCAUUCAGUCUCCAGAUGGCGUUAAGCGAAUUAAUGCAAGCAAGAGGGAAUCUGCGGCAACAUUUCUUAAAAAGGUAGCCAAAGAGUUUGGUUUCAGGAAUAAUGGAUUUUCUGUAUAUGUGAAUAGAAAUCGGACGGGAGAAAUUUCUGCUACCCAAAACAAGUCCCUCCAUUUCCUUAAAAUCAAGCAUGGGGAUAUGCUGUUCUUGUUCCCAUCCAGCUCUGCAGGCCUUGCAGGCCCUUCCUCUGAUGUCAUGGAUACAAGCGCAACAGUUUCAGGUUCUCGGUCCCCACAGGUGGUAGAGGAUGAAAUUGACCAAUAUCUGAGCAAACAAGAUGGAAAAAUCUACAGGAACAGAGAUCCCCAACUGUGUCGGCAUGGUCCUUUGGGUAAAUGUGUACAUUGCGUUCCACUAGAGCCUUUUGAUGAGGAUUAUCUCAAUCACCUUGAUCCCCCAGUCAAGCACAUGUCUUUCCACGCCAACAUCAGAAAGCUGACGGGAGGUGCAGACAAAGGAAAAUUUGUGGCCUUAGAGAAUAUAAGUUGCAAGAUCAAAUCUGGCUGUGAGGGGCACCCACCAUGGCCAGAGGGAAUCUGUACCAAGUGCCAGCCCAGUGCAAUAACACUCAACAGACAGAAAUACAGGCAUGUAGACAACAUUAUGUUUGAGAAUCACACCAUAGCCGAUCGCUUCCUAGACUUCUGGCGUAAAACUGGAAACCAACGUAUUGGUUAUCUGUAUGGCCGAUACACUGAGCAUAAGGAUAUCCCUCUGGGGCUAAGGGCAGAAGUAGCUGCUAUCUAUGAGCCUCCACAGAUUGGAACUCAGAACAGCCUGCAGCUACUUGAUGAUCCAAAGGCCAAGGUAGUAGAUGAGAUUGCAGCCAAGCUUGGACUAAGAAAGGUUGGCUGGAUAUUUACUGACCUGGUCUCUGAAGACACAAGGAAAGGUACAGUCCGGUACAGCAGGAACAAGGACACCUAUUUCUUAAGUGCUGAAGAAUGCAUUACAUCCGGGUUUUUUCAGAACAAGCAUCCAAACCUUUGUCGAUUGUCACCAGAUGGACAUUUUGGUUCUAAAUUUGUGACAGUUGUGGCAACAGGAGGACCAGAUAACCAGGUGCACUUUGAAGGAUAUCAGGUGUCAAAUCAGUGCAUGGCACUUGUACGGGAUGAGUGCCUCCUGCCCUGCAGAGAUGCUCCUGAGCUGGGUUAUGCUAAGGAGUCCAGCAGUGAGCAGUAUGUACCAGAUGUGUUUUACAAGGACAUAGACAAGUUUGGUAAUGAAAUUACCCAGCUUGCACGGCCUCUCCCUGUAGAGUACCUUAUCAUUGAUAUCACAGCAACCUUUCCCAAGGAUCCAGUGUACACCUUUUCCACUUCUUCUAAUUUGUUCUCCAUUGAAAACCGGGAUGCCCUGGGUGAGACACAAGACUUUCACAGUUUAGCCACCUACCUUUCCCAGAAUCUGUCAUCCGUUUUCCUUGAGAUCAUCUCUGACUUCCAUUUGCUUCUCUUCUUGGUUACCAAUGAUGUUAUGCCUUUACAGGAAAGUAUCGGUUUGCUCUUAGAUGCUGUACGGACCAGGAAUGAAGAACUUGCCCAAACCUGGAAGAAAUCAGAGCAAUGGGCCACAAUUGAACAGCUUUGCAGCACAGUUGGGCACCAACCCUCAGAACUUCAUGAUUAUGGUGCCAUUGGAGGAGCCUCACAUGCUGCAUCUUCAUCUAUGUGGUCUUGCGUGCACUGCACCUUCAUGAACCAGGCUGGUACGGACCAUUGUGAAAUGUGCCGGCUGCCCCGCACCUAAAGUUAGGUUGCAGACCAGGGGAUAUGCCAACAGAUCCUCAAACAGCAGGCCCCUGAAACAAACUUUCUGCAAGUCCCUAUCCCAUUCCUAUCAAUGUGCUUUAGGACUGACAGGGAGGUGUUCUGGCUGCAAAACCUGCUUACUCACACUCUGCCAUCAGAGCUAAGGGUAGUGUUUUUACACAUUGACCCAGUCCACAGCUGGAUACCGCAGCCCUUUUGUGUUUUUAGGGGUUGAGCUCCCAAAUGUUCACCCCUGUAUUACCCCAUAUUCACAGCAUUGUCUGCAUUUUGCAGUAGCAGUAAUUUAAAAUCUGGGACUAGCACAGCUACGAAGUUUUAUUUACUAUAAGAACUUCAGUGGAAACAAUAAAUGGAAAGCACUUAUUAACCUUACAAUUUUUCAGAUGAUAAUUCUCUGGUAAAUACUCUGGCAAAUCAAAUCCUUUGUAUUUCAGAAACCUGAUAUAUUGGGUGAGCUCUAUGUACUGGGUAUCCUCACCUGCUCCUGAUUUCUAGGGUUGUAAUAGAGGCAGGUUGCUUAUCUUGGCAUAAAUAAAAAAGAUCUCAACUGUC
This is a messenger RNA of Xenopus tropicalis (tropical clawed frog), 2492 nucleotides long. RefSeq names its product NPL4 homolog, ubiquitin recognition factor (gene nploc4). Lineage: Eukaryota; Metazoa; Chordata; Amphibia; Anura; Pipidae. The coding region runs from base 85 to 1917 and encodes 610 amino acids. The record is from RefSeq and is marked provisional. The transcript has 17 exons. Gene Ontology annotation, biological process: ubiquitin-dependent protein catabolic process; protein catabolic process.